GUUUCACCAAAAUAAGCAUCAAUCUAUUAUGCGGGCGGCCAUAAGAUUGUCGGCUCUGGGCAAGUUGUUUGUGAUAAUUCCCUUUUCGUGAGGUUUUCGUCGACAAAAUGGGAUUCGAAACUUGUGGCCCCAACGAGGUGAUGGUAGUUUCAGGUAACAUUGCCUAUAUUUAUAUAUAUUCAAAUGUUAUUAGGCCAAAUACUUAAAUAAUUUAAAUAUAGGUCACACGUCACUACAGCUCUCCAGGUCCUACCGCCCCAAAACUAAUUAAGGCUAAAGUUAAAGGCAAAGGCAAUACUAAUACUAACUGCCCCUAAAGUCAAAUAUACAAAUUUAGUUAGGCUGUUACUAAAUCCGCUUAUAGUAAUGAUCAUUUUAAAAUGAUUCCAGGCGUGUUAAAAGUGCAAAAAAUAAUAUCAUGCCCUGGCCUAUUUCCUUAAUUAUAAUUUAUCCUGCUAGGUUUGUGUACAGUGUACAGUACAGUGACUUGGCCCAACUAUCAACAGUGAACACAGUAAUAACUGUUAUAAAAAAAGUGUAAAAAUUAGUGUUACAGAAAUUUUAGGAAGGGCGAUCAUUAGUGAUUUUAGCCACUUUUAAGUAGCCUACUAAGUACUAUCCUUAGGCCGGUAACUUAGGCACUUUAUUUAUAUUAUAUUGUUUGCUAAAAGGACACUAAUCACUAUGGUCUAAAACUGAAUUGCAUUUAAAUUUAAAAGUAAGUGAAGUCUAAUUAAAAAUUCUAAAUCUAAUGCAGCCUACACUCUGUAACUUAAGAGAUUUAAUUAAUUUAAUAAGUAAGUUUAUAAUUAAUUAAUAAGUUAUUUGGACAAUGUACGCUUGGUAUUUCAUUCCCAACAUUCUGAUGAGUGACCACCCCUUUAAGUUUAGUCACUAGAGUAACUAUUCUCUUUUUUCAUGACUUGAAAAAUUAUUUUAAGGUUUUUAUUCAAAUUUAAGAUUUUCUUAGUAGUGUGUUAGUGUUACUUUAGCACAUGAACCCAUGGUUUUAAUUUUAGGGUUCAUGUUAGGCAGGUUGUAGAUUUUAGGUUUGAAGAUUUAUGCUCAAAUUAGGGGUGACAAGUUUAGGGAUAAAUUUACGCAGGGAGGGGGGUGCUAAAUUUAGGGAUGAAUUUAUAUGAGUUGGGGAUACUGAUUAAGCAUUCAGGUUAAAUUUUAGUUUUUUUGUGAAGGAAAAAAAAAAGCCAUUGAAUUUGCAUGAUUUUUUAAAUUUAAUUUUUAAUGUUUUUCCUUUAAAAUGUCUUUAAUGUAUUGAUUUUUAAGCCAGCAUGUUUUUUUGCCUAUGUUUUUUCAUUGCCAUGAUACGCCGGGGUCAUGGCAACAAAGAUGGCGGCAGUGUGAAAAAAAUAGUGCAAAAAAAGGUACAGCCAGGGUAAACGUUAAGUGUACGAAUAACAGUUAUUUUCCUAUAUUUUUAUGAACAAGUCGCUUAAAGUAAAGUUAAAUUGACGUACAGUUUAUCUAGGCUUUCUUAAUUUUUUACUUUCGAAUCUUUCAAUUCAUCCAUCAUAUGUUGCUCUACAACCCAUUCAUGGUUUAGGCCUGCUUCACCACUACCUUCCACUCAGACCUUUUUUUUUCUGUUCUAUUUUCUAUGCUUGGAGUUUGGAUCUUAAAUUACUGUAGAUUUGUUUUGCCAUUUUCUACCCAUUUAAGCUCUGGAAUUUUGGGAUGCGUCAUAUCACAGCAGCCUUUGUCAUUGGACAUAUUCAUAUUUCUUGAUAUCUUAUCCAGAGUAGUUUGCCCUUUUCAAUUUCUAUUACAAUUGCAGCUUCCUUUAAUAGUUCAUACAACUCCUGGUUCAUUCUUAUUCUCCAUCCAUUUUCAUCCUAUGUUUUUCUGAGUGGCCUUUUUCUCUCCUAUGUAUUUAGGUGACUUCUUCUGUUUUUAUUAAGAGCCACUGGCCUACAUUUCUCAUUAUCUUUCAACUGCUUUACUAAAUUUAUUUCUCCCCCCCUCUCGUUUUUGUUGUUGUUUUUUUUAAAUUGUUUGCUCAUUCAACUCAAGCAAAGUGUAGCAUUAUUAUUUUAAAAAGUAUGCUCAAAAGUUAUUUACUGCUAUACCAAUUUUCCCACUCUAGGUUUGUAUCUCAUGUCAGGUUAUUGUCAAAGCUAACAAUAAAAGUUGAAAGGAUUAGAUUUUGCUAUAAAGUGAACUGAAGUGUUACAUUAUUUGUUACCUUUAACAGGAUGUUGUCACCAACGGUCAGUGUUUAUUCCUGGCGGUCGAGUCUUUGUUUGGCCUGGAAUACAGAAGUUACAAAGGUAGGCCUCCAAUGUUAAAGGCAGUAGGCCAGUAGGGGAAAAUAGCACUUCAGCUCCAUAGUUGAUUUAAAUAUAUAUUUUUUAACAUAUUUAAACCAAAAUUAUUUCUUAUUGAAAUGCAUAGGUUUCACACUUGUUCUCAUUUUAAAUUGCAUUAGUUUAGGCAUACUAAGCCACUUAUUAUUAAGAUAAAUUUACUCUGACAGUAAAAAAAAAAAUUGUACAUUAUCAAAUCAAUUUUUCUUUUCUUUUGCUUCAUUCAUACCGUGCUUUUUUAUCAUAAUUAGUAGCUUUAACAAAUUGGUGGUAGUCUUAAUAAUGAAAUUUAAACCACAAAGCAGUAGGCAACAUUUUAUACUUUCUUUUUAAAUAAUUUUUCUACAUUUCUAAUUCGAUAAGAUGAUUUCAGAAUGUUACUGUAGCAAAAAGUAAACCAUUGUUGUGCAACCUGUGGAUGUUACCUCCAAAAAGAUUACAUGGGUAUUAAUGUUUACAUGGUUGCAUUAUGAAAUACUGCCUUUGUGAGGUUGCUUGUCACUAUAGGAAAUAAUUCCAACAAUACUUAAUUAAUAAAAAUAAUCCCCAGUUAACCUUUUGAGUUCUCCUCAUCUUUUUUUAUUCAGAAGAUAUUUAACGGUCUUGUUGUAUUUUGAAAAUUCAGUCCGUCUUCAUUUAACGCCAAUAACCCAAUAUAAGUAGAGUGGUAUUAAACCAACCACUGACAUUACCGUGAAGUAAAUUAUUGUCAUCCCGAAACUUAACAUUUUCACUAUUUUGUUUUUUUUAAUUUUUGAAUUAAUAACUUAUGUUAUGGGAAAAUAAAACAAAAAAUUACAUGACAUUAUUGCACAGUUGUGCAAUAAACAGGGGUCCUAAGAGUAUAGUCACACUACUCACAAUAAAUCAACUACAAAAUUUAUGCUCACAGGUGUAGAACAAAAUGUCUGGUUUUAUACUGAGUAAAUUAAGUGGCAAAGACUGAUCAUUUGUCAACCAAAAGAGCCUUUGGUGCUUGAAAUCAAAGACAUAGUCUAGUCUGUUUGUAAAGGUUUCAUUUUUUUUUUAAACACUGUUUAAAGUUUUUUUUUUUUUUUUUUUUUUUUUUUUUUUUUUUUUUUUUUUUUAAUUGUUUUUUUUUUUUUUUUUUUUUUUUUUUAUUUUUUUUUUUUUUUUUUUUUUUUUUUUUUGUUUUGUUUUUUUUUGGAAAGAGGGGGUAGUCUAAGCAACUGCUGUUCAUUGUUUCAUUACUCAUUUAAAAAAUGAUAGUUAAGAACGAUAGUUUUAUGGGAUAAAGGAAAAUAAAAUAACUUUAGAUGAUUUUUUAAACUUUAAACAAAUGUUUUUUCAUUAUGUAUAUUUUAAUCCUGCAUAAACUUUAAAGACUUAAAUCUAACAUGGUGGAGCUGACACUUUCUUUAUCCUAGUGUGGGACAUUGUUUCUUUUUUGUGGGGGAGUUGACAUUGUGUUUGUUCUUAUAGAUGAUCUGACAGUCUGUACAAAUAUUUUCUCUACCAUGCUGUGUGUUCAGACAGUGCAGUUUACUGUCUUCAUCACUUUACAAACAGCAGAUAUUGGUCUGAGAAACAUUUUUCUUUUCAAAAAUACAUCAUGGUUUUCUCGGCUAUGUCUGUAACUGAUAUCUGUAGAGUAAAGAGCAAUUUUGUAAAUUAUUGUAAAUUACUAUUAGAAGGCCUCAUUCCCUUGCUCCUGUGAGUUUUCCCAUCCCAAGAGUGACCUGUUCUGGAGGCCGGCCUUUUAAUUUAAUUCCUUAAAUCAUUUUCGGCCUUCCUCUCUUGUUCUCAUGUCAUGCUAAUUCUUUGGAAAGAAUGAGUUUGAACACAAUGACGUUGACAAUUGAAAGCCCUCAGGUGUACACCAAGCAGGGAGUCUCAAUCUCUGUAACAGGUAUUGCCCAAGUAAGUUGCCUCCUUAAUCCUCCCACGACAUGUGAUGAAUUGUGAUGAUAAUGGUGGCAGCAGCAGCCCUUGCUUGAGUUUUGUAUUAUUUAGCAUACUGUGUAUUAAUGUGCAGUUAAUUGAUGUCUCCAGUGGAAUGCUGAUAACUUUAACACAAUAUUUUACAUGUUAAGCUCACCAAAUUAUAAUGCCAUUAGUUAAAUUAUUCAGAUUUAAUUUGACAGUCAUUGGACAAUGAAAUUUGUGAUAAUACAUUGUUGGAGCAUUACAGUUAUACUGAGCAGAAUAUUCGGAUUAAGAUAAAUUUUUCCAUAAAUUGUAUAAAAGCAUCAGCUUGUUUAAAUGUAUAUCUCCAAAUUAAAAGAUAUUAAAUGAACAGACACAAGCUUCUGUGAAAUAUAUACAUGCCUAAAUGUCUGAAAAGUUAUCCAUAUUCCACUGCAUCUGUCUUUAUAAAAUAUUUGAAAGGCUUUUCAGUUCAGUCUUUUUUAUUUCAUUUUUCAGUUGGUUCAAAUGUCUAGAUGUAGAGCUGUGUGUGCUAUUCAUGAUCUGGGUUAUGGAAGAGUCAAAGCACCAUUAACAAACAAAAAAACCAACCUCUUUUGUUGAAUUUUAUGUCUUUUUUUGGUUGCAAUGUUUAAUUAUGUCCCUAAUGUCAACUUUAAAACAACAGGCAAAAUUGUGUAUUUACCUUCUAUGAUAAGUGAAGGUGAUCAAGAAUUAAAGGGAAUAAUGUUUCUGUAAAGUGUUCGCCAUAAAAUCUCCGAAUCUAUGGUCAUAUUUAAAUUUCUAAUUGAUAAUUAUUUGACUUAUUUAAAUUUCAGAAAUCAACUUUUUAACUAUUAAGGAUUUGUCUCAUUUUAAAAGAUUUCAUUUUAAGUUGUUUUUUUUUUUUGUUUUUUUUCAAAGUAAUUUAUUUUUACCAAAGCAAGUUACUGUUAUUUUUUAAAAUGAUAAAUAUUGAUACUCCUUAUUUUUUUAAAAAUCUUUCUUUCACAGUUUAUUUGACAUAAAAAGGGAUAUUAAAGCACUUAUCAUGUUUAGUUUUGAAUCAUAAGAUCACAGCCAUUUGUCUAUGAUUUAGUUCAGGUACAGCAGAGUCUCGAUUAUGUAGUCCAAAUUGGAUCAUAAUAUGGUAAAAUAAUUUAUAAAUGAUGGAUAAUCCAGAACAGUGGAUUAUAAUAAUAAUAAAUUUUAUUGAACCAUAUAAAACACAUUUAAUACUGAAAAAACAUUUUUUUUUUUUUUUAACGUUUUUUUUUACCUCUAUAAAACACAUAGCUGCAAAACAGAAAUAAAUAUUCAGGUUAUUUACCCAGCAUCAAAAUUUUAAUAAUCAUAAUGUUUAAUCAUAAACAAUGAUAUGAAGUAAACAAAUAUUUGUACAUAUAUCAAAAAUAGCUACAGAACAGUGUUUCAGAGUAUACUCUAUAAAAAUAGAAUAAAAUUAAAAGCUAUAAAUGUAGAAAUUUAUUGGGGUUUUUUAUAUUGCAUUUAAGACUUUGCAGGAUAUUUAGAAAUGUUAAAUGAUUGAUGGUUGGAUAAUCGGGACUCUUCUGUAAAUAUUUAUGUAUUUUGUUGUAGUGUGCUGUGCAUAGUUUUGGUUGGUGUUUUUUUUUUUUUUUUCACUUCCCGCCAUCUUUCAGACUCUCACUGAACACAAUGAUGCUCACCAUAGAGAGCCCUAAUGUUUACACACAGCUAGGAGUUGCCAUUUCAGUUACUGGGAUUGCCCAGGUAAGCUAACAUGCACAAACAUGCCAAGGUUUCUCAUAGUGUGUAGUAUUUUAUUAAUUAACUUAUUUAUCUAUCAUUUUGAUGGAAAUAUGUCUGGACUGAUCAGCUGUAACCAUACACACAUGAGACAUACAAGUUUAAAGUUAGUCACCACAUUAUAGCAGGAGUGAAAUGGCUCAAUGACUUAGCAUAUGUCCUGUAAGUGAAUUUAUUCCAAAUGUAGAUUAAAUAAUUACCGUUUGUCAAAUGCAUUAAUGCACAUGAAAAUUUAUGCAUGUUAUAAUUGUUUUGUCAAGCUGUUCAUGGGGCUGACAGUGUAGCUAUAGAUGAUAUUGAGCUAUAGGUUAAGCCAGUUGCACCUAAGAGAAUAGUUGAGAUUACACUAUCAAUAGAAUGCAAAGUCAGGCCCUAGUUCCUAAUUCUGGGACUGUUUAUAGGAACUGCAUUAAUGAAUAAAAUACAAUCAAGAGACAUUCAAAAUGUGUGGUGCAAAUGUUUUUAAAUAUUUUCUUGGAAUUGAUUUUUUAAAUGAUUGGCAUGAGACUGUUUCAUAAACUUGGUAAAUUUCUACUGUAUUUAAAGGUAUUCUGUUAACAACAUUCCUCCUAAAACAUUGUGAAUGGAUGAAGGCUUUGAGAAUCCUUGUUGUUAAGGGGAACUGUUUUUACCAUGAGUUGUGCGUUAGGAUUAUUAUUGUGGCUAAAUCGUGAUUGGAUGAGGGGAAGCGCAUAAUAAACAAGUGCGUCAGUAUAUGUAGUGUGCUCGAUCAAGGGAGAAAUAGAUGAUUUUGAAUUGAGUUUUUAGUUAUAGAGUCUUAGUAGUUGGUGUACAGCAGGCAAAUGGAAGUUGGUCCACAUUGAGUCUUUGUUGCCUCAGAUGGUGUUAGUCCCAGGGACAUGUUUUAUAUAAAAAGUGUUGCCGUCUAUUGUAUUUUGUGUGCGUGACUCUUAGCGUAGAGUCAUCAUCGCCUGUCAUCCCGUCUGGGGCAUAGGCCACAAACAAAGGCGCUCCAGGCAUCUCGGUCUUGGGCCAGUCUCUCUAGAUGACCCCAGUUGUGCCCACUCUUUUUGUCGUGGUGGUCCUAGUGGAGAGGAUGGUUGUCUGCCAGUUGGCUUUUGCCAUUAAUUCUUUGAAAGGAGACCCGUCCUUUCUAAGGUCCAAGCUUCCUUUUGAAAUCUUUGUUUGUGUUUUUGUAGCAAGGUUUUUUUUACAGGGAAAGGUUGCUAGCCCUUCUCCCAACCCUUCCCCUUUCUCACCCGGGCUUGGGACCGGCUACGGUGAAGCAUGUGUCUUGGAGACACGUCUGACAUUGAUUGCUAUGAUCCUAUACGGCUUGAUCUGUCCAGAUUGGUUGACUCCUCUCUCUCUCAUUAUCUGAAUUGGUAAAUUUUAAUUGAAUGUAGAGAUGACAUAUUAAGAGGUGUUUGCUAUUUCAAAACAAACAGAUAAUUUACUCCAAGGGAACAAAAUACUGACAGUGUGAUCCUUGAUAACCAAAAUUAAGCAUUCUAGACACACAAAAAUUUAUAAGACCCCCAACUCACUUUACACCAGUGGUUCCAAACCUGUUAGUGCUAUGUAUGCACUUCUCAUGGGCUCCUUGGCCAAUACGAAGUAUAAGAAACUUUGAACAAUAAAAACACAGGUGUCUCAUGAGAAAAUAUAAUUUUGUCCUUUUAUGUAUAUCCCCCCCUGCCCCCCCAGCCCACCCCCACUCCUGAUCUCCACAAUCAGAUCCCGACCAGAUCAUUGAUGUUGUAUUGGGAUACCACACUCGAAAAGUUUAGGGCUCAUGCAGAGCGAAAACUCGGCUGCAAAUCUUAAGUCCAUUUUAAAACAUUUUAUAAUAUAUAAUACACAUUUUAUAACAUAUACAAUUUNCACAAAUUAGGCUAGGGGGCUUCUCCAAAAAAAUUGAUUCUGAAAAGGGUAUAUGAGUCAAAAAGUUUGGACCCACUCCUUUACAUGAUAGGCACAGUGGGGGGGGGGGCACACCCCUCCCAUCGUAAAGUAACAUCACCCUAACAAAAUAUCACACAGCCCCAUUCUGCUCAUAAAUCCAUGACUUGAAAUGCUUACUUUUAAAAAAAAAAUAUAACUAAGAAAGCCAAACAUUAAUAUAAACUCAUAUUUUUUUCCCAUUUAGCAUUGAAAAGCACUGUUGUUUUAUUGUUUAGCCAUCCCUUUAUUUAAUGCUUAGGCUCUCUAACAGUUCCUCUUUAUUUAGUGUGCUAGACAGAAACUAGCUGCUGCUAUCAUUUUUAUAUAUUGCAUGUUUAUAUUGUGUGGUGGCACUGGUGUUAAUGCAUGCUAGUCAUAUCAUCUUAAAUUAUUCCACUGGUUUUUUUUAUUUUGUAAAGUUUUUUUUUUUUUUUUAAAGAAGUGGUUUAGAAUAGUGUACUAUGAAUUUUUAUUAUUUCACACAAUGUUUAAAUAAACUUUAUGGUUGGGAUAGUGUGCUAGACAGAAACUAGCUGCUGCUAUCAUUUUUAUAUAUUGCAUGUUUAUAUUGUGUGGUGGCACUGGUGUUAAUGCAUGCUAGUCGUAUCAUCUUAAAUUAUUCCACUGGUUUUUUUUAUUUUGUAAAGUUUUUUUUUUUUUUUAAAGAAGUGGUUUAGAAUAGUGUACUAUGAAUUUUUAUUAUUUCACACAAUGUUUAAAUAAACUUUAUGGUUGGGGAAAUUCAGAUUUAUUUGAAGAGAUAUAAACCAUUGCAGUUUUUUCCUUCACCACACAGUUUGAGGAAUAAGUAUGGUUAGUUAUUUAAUUUGUGAAAUAAUAUUUAUAUGUUUUAUUUAAGAGAUAUAAUUGAUUUUGUUGCCUUUAAGAGGCUUGAAAAUGUUUGUUUCCCCCACCUUACUCUUUCUUUAAUUAUUAGCAUCUUGAUUUUUAAUCUUUAAGACAUUGCAGAUCAACUGCUAAAUCCAGGUUUUUGGAAUGCUUAUUUUCAUGUGCUCAGGUCAAAGUUCAAGGAAACAAUGACAAGCUUCUGCAAGCAGCUUGUGAGCUCUUUCUUGGAAAGUCAGAGAAGGACAUCAGGAAGGUGGCCCAAGAGACUCUUGAGGGCCAUCAAAGAGCCAUUAUGGGAAAUAUGACUGUUGAGGUAAUUUUAAUUAUACAUUGAUUGAGAAGUAAAAGAUGUGAACUCAUUACUAAACUUUUCUUAUGUAUACAUUUUUUCCCCACUUAGUUUGUGAUUUUUACUGACAUUGUCUAUAUAUCUACUAUCUAGGUGCUUUCUGAUAUCGAUAAAAAAAAGAUUUUCUUUACAAGGAUUUUUCUACUUCUAGGAAAUUUACAAAGACCGCAAGAAGUUCUCCAAGGCAGUGUUUGAGGUAGCCUCGUCGGACCUCGUAAAUAUGGGCAUCUAUGUUGUCAGCUACACCCUGAAGGACAUCAGAGAUGAAGAGGUAGGCUGGCAAUACUGUUUAAAAUAUUAAAUGCUCAAGGAGGUAAAGCAGUUUAAGAUUUGAAUAAUUUACAACAAAAAAAAAAGUUAAAAAUAUUCCCUCCCAUUAUCCAUGGGAAGGAGGUUGGUAAAUUAGACCAGUAAUUUUUACUGAUGGCAGACAGUUGGUUUGACAGAGAGAUCAUCUUUAUUUAAAACGAAUAAAGUGAAACCUCCAUACCAGGAUGUCGGCAUUACUUUCUAUAUUAUCAACUAUAAUUUAUUACAUACAACUUUUCUCAGAGAUUUUAACACUGAGCAAAUAUUCUUCCAAAAUGUCCAAGAAAAUGGCCACUAAGUAUUUCUGCAUUGCCAGCACUCAGAAUUUCUUUUUAAGAAUGUUUAAAUAUUGGUAUAGUUUUGGAUAUGUUUUGACUCUAAACUAAGAAUUGUUUUCUCAAUUUUGGUGCCACAAGCUGUUUCUUAUAAUUAAAUAUUUUGUGGUCUUCUGUGGAUGGGUUAUCAAAGUUAAUUCACAGUAAUGUCACACAAUGGGGUGGAAAGUUAUUUCCCCAAAGUUUCUGAGACCAACAUGCGGCUGGAGGUAAAAAUCUGACUUAUUUGAAUACUAUUUUUGUUGUGUGAUGGAAUCUAAAUGUGUUUGAGUGUGUGAUGGAAUCUAAAUGUGUUUGAGUGUGUGAUGGAAUCUAAAUGUGUUUGAGUUCAAUCUUGUGCACAGUUCUUGCCAGUGGUUAGUAAGGCAACAUGAGUUGCAUGUAUAUGUAUCAGUGCAGGAUUUGAAGUGAGGGGGAUUUUGUUGUAUAGGGCUGACCUACUUUUUUUAGGGUUACCUGAUGGCAUUAGGUAAAAAACGAACUGAAGAGGUCAAACGAGACGCGCGCAUCGGUGAGGCAGAGGCCACCAGAGAUUCAGGAAUUAAGGUGAUGUAACAAAGUCAUAACCCGCCUUGUUUUAACCAUUUAUCUUUUCUCUGCAGAUCUAAGCAAUGGUUCUCAACCUUUCCAUCUUGGGAUCAGCUUGAUGAAAUCUUUCAGUCACACAUUUGAUAUUCCUUAAAAAAUUGCAUGACAAAAUGUUAACUUGUUAUUAAAAGGGAAUUUCGGUUAAAGAAAGGUGGAGAUCCAUUGCUAAUGCCGAUAUUAACCAACUUGUACUUUGGGGCUGUAGUGAUGUCCAGUGAGAUCAACACAAGCGACUUUCCUCUCCAGCUUUGUAAUAUCAUUGUAUUAACCAGUUGUACAUAUUUUAACCACUGUUCUUUUUUCUGUUUCUUAUUUUCCAACCCCACCUCCUGGCCCGCCAUUUUCUUCCCAAAACUUUUAAACAAUGACCUGGACAAUCUGCGUCUUACCUCUACUUGUGUCUUACCUCUAUGUUUCCGUGUUCUUUUUCCUCUCCCUCUUUCUCUCUCUCUCCAUCCACUGUCUUUCCUGCCUGUCUUCCUUCCAACCCACCAAGAUGUAUCUGAAAUCUCUGGGCAUGGCCAGGACCGCCCAAGUAAAACGUGAUGCCAGGAUUGGCGAGGCGGAAGCCAUGCGAGACUCUGGCAUUAAGGUAGACCACCGUUUGAUCACUAACUGUUGCUUGAGUUACAAGUCUUGUGGCAGUUUGGUUUGAGUUUGGUCUGGUUUUAGUUUGUUAAUUUACAGCUUUGAAAAAAAUUAUCAAUUGGCAUGUUAGCAGAAGCCUAUCUAGGGUGGAGAAAAGAAAGGCACAUGCUUAAUAUGAAACUGUAAAAGGUGGGUGGGGGGCGUGGUUUAGAUUUUUUAUGGUAGCACAAUUUCAGAGCUUGCCCUAGGCACUAUGUACUCUAGAUGUGCCACUGCAUGUUUGUGUUCUUCUCAGCGUUGUGUUAACAGUGAACAUCGAAUAGUGGAUACAGGAGAGAAAAAAGUUUGACAACAUAAGUUUUUUUUUAAAUGACGGCGACUUCAAAUACAAAAACAAAAAUUAAUUGAUGUUUAGAAACUUAACCGAGAUAGCAUUAGGGCCGUCUUAACAGCAUAAGAAUCCCUGGGAAAAGUAAUGCACUGAGGCCCCCUCGACAUAGUUCUUUAGAUAUUUUUUUCCCUGGCUAUUUAAAAUUGGUAGUUUUAAAAAUAAAGUUGAUAACAUGGCAUAAUUAUGUAAUUAGGAUUACAAUUUUAAAACUCUAACUUUGUUCAGAUAAACUACUAAUGAGCAUGUGGUGCCUAUUGUAAAACUCUUUGAUUUUCUUAAUAACUUUCAAUAACACCCCACCCCCUUAAAUUUAUACAGAUAAAAAUGAAAUUACGGAAAAUUUAAAAUCAAGUUCACAAAACUUGGGAAACCUACUUCCCACUGCCCUUUGAUAGCAAAUUAAAUUGCCUGGGGAUUUUUCAAUAUUCACUAAUAAUAAGGGCAACUUGAUGCAUGAGGCCCCCCUAAAAGUGUGAGGCCGACUUGAAGCGUAAGGCCCCCUAGAAGCAUGAGGCCUUGGUGCAACUGCCCGGUGUGCCCAAGCCUUAACACAGCACUGUUUGUACUGGACUAGAAAAAUAAUCAAUUUUGUCUAUACUUGGAAGUUUUUUAAUUUGAUGAGUGUUGUCCCUUUGUAAUGUUGAUACUGGGUAAUAAGCGCUUUAUGUCAUAUUUUUUAUAUGAACUCCAUUCUUUCAAUUAUUUUUUUAAAGCCAAAGUAGGAAAAUAAAAACAAUCUAACAAUUUUUAGAUUCAUCAUGAGUUUGAAUAGAGAAAUUCAAUCACUAUUCUUGCAUGGAUUGACAUUUUUUAUAAACAGAUAUUUCUAGAUUGUAUUAGGGCUUGCAAGGAGGAUAGAUAUCUUAUAGUCAGAUUUAAAGAAACCACUGUCACAUUCUUGUAUAAUUUUUAUUUUCCGUUGAUUCACACUAUUGAAUCUCUGGGUUUUUUAAAUUUUAUGUUAUAGUUUUUCAGUUACAGCUUGAUGUGUUAUUAAGCUUUGCUUUGUAUUUGCUAACCAACCUAAUUUAUUGACCUCAUUAUAUUUGUUCCAAAGCUAUUAAUGUUCUAAUUUAUUUGUAUACAAACUUGCAGUAUUUCAAGUUUUGAUGUAUCCCUCAUGAGAAUCCAAUUCUUUAUCAUGCCUUAUAAAAAAUAGGGAAACAACAAUAACUUGUCGGGGGGGGGGGGGGGGGAAAAGAAUAACAAAAAUUUUUAAAAAAAAAAAAAAAAAAAAAUAAGGGGGGGGGGGGGGGGGGGGGGUAAAGAUUAGCAAAUAUCUUUUAAUUUGUUUUAAGUUUUUAAUGUUUCCUUACAAAUUAGGGAACUGAAUGAAGUUUCUUUGUAGACCUGUUUGUUUAUUUAAUUUUGUCUCUGCUCUGAGUAGACUUAUUUAAACUUCUUUUCUGUGGCGUUAUUAUAUAUAAGACAGGUCAUUAUAUGCAGAUUUGAAGAAAAAAAAAGGACGCUACAACAAUGGCUGUAGAAAAUGUAAUACAUUAUUUUUAUGCUCAAAGUCUGUUUUUCAGCCAAGGUUAAGAUUCAACUUUAAAAAAUUCACUCUUAGUGUGUUUCUACCAUUUGCCUAAACAGAUAUUUUUAUAAUUAAAGAGCUGAAAUGUCUAAGAGAUUAAAAAAUAAAAAGGUCUGUUACAACUGUAAAUAAAUAGUCAAUUACUUAAAGUGAAUCUAUUUAAUUCAAGAUAUUGAUGAAUAUAUUUAAUGCUUGGGCUUUAGCAACUGUUCAUAUCGCAUUAAAAUGAAAAUAAUUUGUAAAUGUUAGUAAAUAAUUUAAUUCAAUGAUACUGUUUAUAUGAUAUAUUAUAAAAUGAUUGAUAUUUUAUGUUUCUAAUUACAACAUUUUCUGUAUAGGACAGUUAAACAAAUAAUGAAAUGUGCAUUAACAGGAAGCCUCAGCUGAAGAAAAGCGCAUGCAGGCACGCUACGUGAACGACAUUGAGAUUGCCAAAUCACAGAGAGAUUAUGAGCUGAAGAAGGCUGCCUAUGACAUGGAGGUUCAGACCAAGAAAGCACAGGCAGAUCUGGCUUACCAACUGCAGGUAAGGGAACACCAGUUAACAUUAAAUUUCGAUGAAGACUUCAGGUAGGGUAAGACUUUUGGCUGUUCAUGAAUUUUGAUCAGAUGGAAAUUUAUAUAACAUUUGCAAUCGUAUAAUUUUAUUUUUGUUAAUCCUCUUUAUUGUUCCACCUCACUGAUAUUUCUGAUAGAUAAGGAAAAUCUAACAGCUAGAACCUGUGUUUAGUUGUUUUGUUUUUUUUAAAUAUAUAUAUAUAUAUAUAUAUAUAUCUCCUUAUCAGGCAUUAGGUGGUCACAUUCUUGUAAUCCAAGUGAACACUACUAAUUGAAAAAAAAUGUUAAGCUAUGCUUGUUUGAAUAAAUGUGGUUUGUAAAGAAAUGCAACAAAUGAUAAAUAGAAAUAACUGCUUUUGGAACUGGGAUAAAUACCUGUUUUUUUCCUAUAAUGAAUUUGAAGCAAAAGUAUUUAUUAUCUGUUUGUUUACAUUAAAAAAAAUAUAUCAGUAUUAGAAAAAGAUGUAUCCAGAGAGAAACAUUUUUGUUAAAAAAUGAAGAUUCAAGUCCCAGAAGAUGGACCAUUUAGUAGUUUUAACAUCUCAUCAGCACACAUUUUUUCACAUUGAUAUUCAUUCCCUCCCUCUACGAUAUGCUAAGGCUGCCAAGACCAAACAAAGGAUCAGGGAGGAGAACAUGCAGGUGACUGUGAUUGAGAGGGCCCAACAGAUUCAGGUCCAGGAGCAGGAGAUCACAAGGAGGGAGAGAGAAUUGGAUGCCCAGGUCAGGAAACCUGCUGAGGCAGAGAAGUUCAGAUUGGAGAAACUGGCUGAGGCCAACAGGUCAGAAGAUAAAAUGAUAAAAUUUUUGGUGAAUAGUUAAGGAAACAAUAUUAUUUUUUGAAGGAAAAAAAUUGUUGUUGUAGCAUUGAGGAGGAAUGGUCAUAUCCUAGAAAUUCAGACAUCUCAUAUUUGACUAAUAAUUAUAAAAUAUGGAAUUGCAAGUCUUGUGAUUCUAGGCUCCAUUAACCAGUUGUACAUAUUUUAACCACUGUUCUUUUAAAGUAAUAGAGUUAGUUUUUGUGUGCAUUCAAAUGUACAUCCGUUUUAAAUUAAUAAAGUCAGUAUUUUUUUUAUUGAGUUCAGAAAUAUUUUGCUGUAGAAGCAAUGCACUAAUGACAUAAGAAAGAGCAGGAAUCGUUUUACAAUGGCUGAUUCAAACAUUUCAAAAUAAACUACUGAAGAAACUUUCAAAAGUAAACUUUUCAAUACAUUGAUAAUUCUAAGUCACCAGAAAGUAGCCUAAUUUCUCUAUCUAGUUGCUUUGUUAAAGCCAUAGUUAACUCAGUUAUUUUAUUUUUCUCCCAUUUUGUAGAAUGAGAAUAGUGAUGGAGGCUGAGGCAGAAGCUGAGGCUAUUAAGGUGAGUACUGGUUGUUUUAAUGGUCAAAUUCAAGGUAAAGAUAUAGAUGGCUGUGCUUGUAAAUUGUAAAUCUUAUAGAUAUUAGCAUCUUUGAAACAUGCCUACAGAGUUUACGAGCUGGCAUCCAUUUUUAUUGUUGUUGAUGACUGGUAUGAAUCUAAAGACCAUAGCUGCAGAUGAGCAGGUUGCUUAUCGGGGCAACAUAUUUAUACUUUUGAUUGCCCUAUGCAUUUCCAAAGCAGCCAUCUCAUUAAUUUACUGUUUUAAAAAAUCACAGAUGAAAGGUGAGGCUGAAGCUUUUGCCAUUGAGGCCCGUGCCAAGGCUGAAGCUGAACAGAUGGCCAAGAAAGCAGAUGCCUGGAAGGAUUACCAGGAUGCCGCCAUGAUCGACAUGGUCUUGGAGACACUGCCAAAGGUAGGUUGACAUUUUAAUCCAUAUUCUUAAACAUUUACCUGAAAUAUUGGUUGGGAAAAUAAUAAAGAAAUUGGUAAUAUAAAUCUGACACUAUAUACAUUUGAUGGUUCACCGAAACUGAUUUAAAUACAUUGUUUUGUUUGAAGGCGGGUUCAAACUCUUAAAAUCGUACAAUAUCAUCACAAAAUCAUUCAAUACAUUAUCUUAAUAGUAAAAAACUAAACAUACAUUAUAUAUAAUGUAUACACCUCAAAAUCAUACAUCGUACGCCAAAAUGGUAAGAGUAAACAAGUCUGUAGAUGUCAUCAUUUUUUAAAAUUUUGCUUUAUGUGUUCAUUUAAGAGGAAAACAAUGAAUCUUGAUGUAUUUUAUACAUAUGUAUUUUUUUAAACAUUCAUUUAAAUUUUAGAAUGAUAACUUAGAAUGAAAAGUACACCUUUUUAGCGUUAUUGGUAUUUAUGAAUCCACAUGACAGGCACGCUCUUUAAGAUCUGCUUUAUCAGGCUCUUUAUGAUCUGGUUUGUUUGCUUUCAUUCAGUUGUUUUAAAAGGGUGAACAACUUUAUUGUUGUUUUAGAAUAACUGUCUCUCUUAGGUUUUUAUUUUUCCCAUAUUCAUUUUUACAAAUUAAAAUUUUGCUAUCAAUUAGCACAAUGUCUUUUUUAAUUAGUGUUCACUACGUAUAUGUGAUUAAACACUAUACAGAGGUUAUUGCAAAAAUAUAUCUAAUCAACAGAUUGCUGCAGAAGUUGCUGCCCCUCUCACCAAUGCCAAAAAAGUGACAAUGGUGUCCAGUGGAAAGGGAGACAUCGGUGCCCUCAAAUUGACCAGCGAGGUUAUGAGCAUUAUGGAGAAACUGCCCAGUGUUGUGGAGACCCUUACUGGCAUCAACAUUUCUAAGGUAAUCAUCGCAUUGGAUUUGUCUAAGUAAAUGUUCACAUUGAUUUAGGCUGCAAAAGCUAAUUCAAAAAAGAAGAAGAAAAUAUUUUAACCUGCAAUGUUAGUAGUUUGUCUUCAUUUCCAGAGGACUUCCUUUUCACAUUUACAAAAAUGUAUAGAAAACCGUUUUAAAACUAAAAUUCUUUGUGAUGAAGGGUGAAUCUAUAAAGAAGAAAAAAUCUGCUUCAGGGCUUUUGAUUGAAAGUACUAUUAAUUAUUUUUACAUCUCUAAUAGCACUUUUUUUCCUUCUACUUUUUUUUUUGUUUUGUUUUUUUGUGUGAUAAAUUCAUGCAUAGUCAUUUGACUCAGAUGUUUAGCUUUCAUUUUUUUUUUUUAAAUCAAAACAUACCUCCUCUCCAGAAAGCUGCUUGGCUAUUGUAUACCCAAAAUAAGAAUUAUAUCAAAGUCAUAAACUGAAUCCAAAAAGUCAAAGUCAUUCACUAUAUCUUAAAAUAAAAGACCAUUGAACAUGAUUCCAUAUAAAUAACAAUUGUUCACUGAUUUGUUAAAUGUUUUCAGUCCAUGAAGUCAACCUCCAGAAAGUAAAAGAGGGUGUCUUGCCCCUGAACUGAAUGCUUCUCAUUCAAGAAGGUCUGGCACUGCAGAAAUUUCAUCAAGAAUCAGGGAGCAGCUAAAAAAAACUUUUCUAUUCCCCCGAGUGUUAAAUGUGACUAAAUCUUAGAACAAAAUCUGUAUCACUUCACAAAAUCUGUCCACUUCUGACAGGUGUAGCAAAUAUUUUUAGUGGUAACAUAUUAAGUAUUGGUCAAAGCUGUACAAAAUAAGUGUAAUUCAUAAUAUUUAUUUAUAUGAAAAAUAAAAGAACUUCAUCUUUUUUUAUAUUAUGGAGUAAAAUUUUAUCAAAUAUAUAUUUCCUUGAUAAAUUAUAGCAUAAUAAUAAUGAGGUUGCAAAGAAACACAGAAUUUUUAAAGUAUUUUGGCUUUUCAAUCUAAUCAUAAAUUGAGGUACUUUUGUCAUUCAAAUUUUCUUCAUAAAGCGAGAUGAUGAGGAAUUAUUUUUUUUUUUUUUAAAUUAUGAAAAGAAUUCUGUUUUGUUAAACUUUCCAACAAGAGGCUAAUAAUAGGAAACUUUACAGAUAUAAAAAAAUAUCCUUCUACCACUACCACGAGUUCAACUCUGUUGUUUAUUUUUAAGCAGCUAUGUUGAUUUACUUUUUAACAAUGAAUUUUGUCCAUUGUUUUUUUGUUUUAUUGACAAUGUAACAGCUUGUUCAAGUUGGUUUGUAUAAAAGCUUAGUGUGAUUGCGUGGAUGAAAUAGUUUAUUAGUUUUUUACUGGUGAAAAGCUGUACAUAAAUUUCAUUCUUUUUUAUUUUUUAAUCUAUAUAUUUUUGUUUUUUAAAUUUGUAAAAUUUAUUUUUGCUUUAAUUAUUAUUUUUAUUGUGGUUCAAAUAAAAUGUGAUAAUUUUAUUAUUUUCAUUAUGUUUUUCUCUCACCUCUAAUUUUAAUUUUACUUUAUUUUUUUUUUUUUUUUUUUUUUUUUUUUUUUUUUUCAAAUAAAAUAUUUUAAUUUUUUUUUUUUUUUUUUUCCCCCCCCCCCCCCCCCGAAACCUCAAUCCAGUCUUAGUAAUGCUCAUUUGUGUUCAUUGUACUAGUGAAAUUAGUAUUUAUAUUUUUUAGCAUCCAAUGAGAUCAGAAUGAAGCCUCAAGGAAACUAUUAAUUAUGCAUGAUCAAAAAAAAAAAAGUAGUGCUUUGACGUUAUUAAAAAGAAAAAAAAUAAUUUAAUUUUGAUCUGAUUAAUUUGAACAAACAGCUACUUGGACAUUGUCAUAUGUUUAUCAUUUUAGAUAAAGAAUAUCAAAGAGCUGAACAAUAGCAAGAUAGCUCUGCGCUGGUUUUAUGUUUUUCAAACUUCAAGAUGGCAGCCCAGUUUGUUUCUUAUAGAAUUACACAAACCUGUAUUAUUAAUAAAAACCCUAUUUCUUUAAUUCAAGCAUUUUAGGUAAAUUUUCCAUGAAUAUUCUUGAAAUUACUAAUGCUGAAAAAUGAUGGCUCAAUAUUCCUUGUGAAAUUAAUUCUUGGACUUUUUAUGUUUAAAAAAACAUUUAUUUAUUUUUCAAAAUUUACAUUGGCAUUAUAGAAUUGCUUGGUUAGCAAGACAUUUGUUUUUUUUUUAAAUUACAAAGGGUAAAUAAAUUUUCACAUAUUGAAUCCUUAUGUAUUUUAUUCUAAGGGCAGUUGAUUUGUGAUCACCGGCCAUCAUUCAUUUUUGUCACAGAUUAUUUUGUUAUUUUAUUGAUAACAAGUUUGUUGUUUUAUUAAUGGUUAAAUGCUCAGAAUGUAUCCUCUGGCUGGAGCUUGUAUUUCCGCUACAGCUCAUUGUGUUCAAUGUACUGUGCUGCUCUCUUGUGUUUAUGCUUAAAAAAUUUGAGUUAACUUUUAAAUGAAUUAUUGGCCUUGGUAUCUUUGUAGUCUCCUUUCUGGUUAUCUUAAGUUUUGAACAAAUAGUAUACCAGUAGGUGGAAAUUUUACAAAUUUUCUUUAUACAACACUUUUAUAAGGUAGUUCUAAAAAUUACAAUCUUUGAGAAGGAAAAAAAAAAGUGGAAAAAAGGACAUGAACUGAAUUGAGAAUUUAAAAUCAUGUUGUACUGUGUGUCAUUGUGAGGGAAUAUUUUUGCCAUCAGUGGAGGAUGUGGUGGCUAUAAGGGGUUGAUGUGGAGGCCACAACAUAUUUUUUAAAUAUUUUGUAUUUAUCUUUUACUAAAACAUUAGGCAGGAAAUAUUUGUUUUGUUAUAUUAUAUCCCUAGUUUUAAUGGUAGCAUUAUUAAUUUUCCUUCACAAUGCACAGUGGAACUGAGUGAAGCAAUAUAAUACUCUACACCCCAUUUUUGUGUUCUUUUUAGUUUUUUCCCCCAGGCUAAAAGUGCCUUUAUUAUCAUCUAAAGGAAAAAAUACAUCAUUUGUGUGUGACUUGUUUAAAUCAAAGUAACAAAAUUCAAAUUUGUUUGAAGGAACUAAAAAGCUGCAACAAAAAAAAAAACAACACUUAACAAAUUUUUUUCUCAUUAUUUCUUUGCUGUUAUAAAAGCAUUUUUCUCCCUCUUAUCAAUUGUAAAAUUUUUAAAAUAUUUAUCACUCUCAUAAAAUUAUUGGCUAAAUUCUUUCCCAUCUUUUCAGCUCUGCAUACUUUACUGUAAAUUACUUUGAACUCAUUUAGUCGCAACUACCACCUGACUUUGUAACUUUGUUAUGUUAAAUGUAUGCUCAAUUAUUAUUCAUUGUCAACAUUGUAACUCUCUCUCUCACACCCUUUAUUUUCAAACUGUUUUUAUUCCCUUUUAUGCAGCAUGGUCAUAGAGUUUUAUCAAGAGUUUUUUUUUUAAAAUUGCCAUAUAUGAUGAACAAUUUUGACAGAAUAUUGAUCCAUGCAUGGCACAAACAAUUUAAAUCAGAUUUAAAUUCUACUUACUUUAGUGUUAGGGUUAGAGUACUGUAAUUGAAGUCUUAUACACAAUAGAUAAAUUAACAAAAUACAAAUUCUCAAAGCUACUUCAAGCAACCAAAGUAUAGGUUUACUCAAAUAUUAAUACUAUAUAAUAUACAUCCCAUGAGAUAUUGUUUAUUUAAGACAAGUUAUUAUGCAUUUUAUUUACCAUUUACUUCCAUGUACUCACUAGUCAUACACUUUUGUUUAGUUUAUCAGAUGCUUGUGUUUAGUUGGUCAUCAUAUACUUGUGUUUGUGUGAACCCUCUCUUUAAUGUCAUGUCAUCAUCAUCAGUUUUAAAUGUAUUUUCACAAUACAAUAUUUUUCAAAUUUUCCACAAGACUUUGUCGAGUUACUUGAAUGUUUA
This is a messenger RNA of Lymnaea stagnalis (great pond snail), 19911 nucleotides long. The record is from the annotation of a GenBank genome assembly. NCBI's taxonomy places the organism in Eukaryota, Metazoa, Mollusca, Gastropoda, Lymnaeidae.